UCACGUGUUGGGUAACAGAUUCAAGCUGUCACUCCUCCUCCCCUCUGUGGGUUACAUGAUAUAACCGAAACCUCUGGACCUCCAGCAGCCCGUAAACCCUCCGUGGUUGUCAGCUGCAGAAACCGACGUCCCGCCCAUAAACGUUCCUGACACCCCUGUGGAGGUCAUAGUGGAUCUGUUGACAAAGGCUAAGGGCAUAGCUUCAGCAUGUGCCACCGUUCCAGAGGAACUGAAAAGCCACCUGCAGAAGGCUCUCGACAUUGCCAGUGGACUGGAUAACUACCUGGAGAAAAUUAUCACCAAAGAGAGCGAACCUCUGGCAGAGCUGUAUAACAGUGUCCCAAGAUGUAAAAACAGUCAUGCGUACUUAUUGGUAGGAAGACCAUGUCUCACAACUGGGACCAAGUGUUUGAGGAGGGCAAGACUAAGUUCCGGCUUCCAAAGGAGUGCAUCACUGGCCAUGUUGAGGGUCAGACCCUUCAGAUGCUGAUCCACAUGAGUCAAGCCAAGAGGGUCCUGGAGAUUGGGAUGUUCACCGGUUAUGGAGCUCUGUCCAUGGCAGAGGGGCUUCCAGAAGAUGGCUGCCUGGUGGCCUGUGAGCUAGAACCGUACCUUAAAGAGUUCUCUCAGCCCAUCUUUGAAAAGUCUCCACAUGGUAAAAAGAUAACUGUCAAGAUUGGAUCUGCCAUGGAGACCCUUAAGGAAUUAGCCGCCACCGGUGACCAAUUCGACAUGGUCUUCAUUGAUGCAGACAAGAGUAAUUAUAUCAAUUACUACAACUUUAUUAUGGACAAUAACUUGUUGACAUUGCAAGGGGUUAUAUGUGUAGAUAACUCACUCUUCAAAGCAAGGGUUUAUCUUAAAGACACUACGGAUAUCAACGGCCUGGCUCUUCGAGAUUUCAACCAGUUUAUUGCGAAUGAUCCCCGGGUAGAGCAGGUCAUCAUCCCUCUCAGAGAUGGCAUCAGUCUUAUCAGGCGUGUCUCUCUGACCUCAGCAUAUUUGCUCUCUCAGGAUGGCAUUACGGACGAUGAAGUCUUUCGAGGUGUCAAGGGGCGUUUCAUCCUGGAUCGGAUGCGUCUGGAUGGGAAGGUGGCCUAUGUGACAGGUGGCGGGCAGGGCAUUGGCCGGGGGUUUGCUCAUGCCCUGGGUGAGGCUGGUGCCAAGGUGGCUGUGGUGGACAUAGACCAGACCAAAGCUGAGGCAGUGGUUAAGGAGCUCCUCCUCAAAGGCAUCAACGCCAUUCCUAUCCCAGCUGACAUCAGCAAUUCGGACGACGUGCAGAGGAUGGUUGACACCAUUGUGUCAAAAUGGGGAGCAAUCCACAUCGCCUGCAACAACGCUGGCAUUAACAAGAACUCGGCCAGCGAAGACACCAGCUUAGAGGAGUGGGACCAGACCUUCAACGUGAAUCUAAGAGGGAUGUUUAUGUGCUGUCAGGUGGCUGGUCGAGUGAUGUUAAAGCAAGGAUACGGAAAGAUUAUUAACACAGCUUCCAUGGCCAGUAUAAUAGUGCCCCAUCCUCAGAAGCAGAUUUCCUAUAACACAUCCAAAGCUGGAGUCGUCAAACUGACCCAGACUUUGGGAACUGAAUGGAUUGACAGAGGAGUGUGUGUCAACUGCAUUUCACCGGGGAUUGUUGACACCCCUCUCAUCCACUCGGAGGAUCUAAGGCCUCUGGUGCAGCGCUGGCUGUCAGAUAUUCCUGCUGGUAGACUGGCUCAAGUGACAGAUCUGCAAGCUGCAGUGGUCUACUUGGCAUCUGAUGUCUCCGACUACAUGACAGGGCAUAACUUAGUCAUAGAGGGUGGGCAAAGUCUGUGGUAGAGGCAGUACAUUAAACUUUUUCCUCACUCUUUUAGAAUUAAACUUGAUAUUUGGAGUUUUACAAGAUGCUGCUUCUCUGUUUGUUGUCUUAAAUGAUACAACUGAACUUUUAACAGAUGAAAAUUGUUAGCAUAUUUUGUUACACUCAAAUCCUUGUAUUCUAUCUUGAUAUAUGUGAGACUGGUGUAAAAAAACAAAUAAAAAAUCUGGAAAGUGA
Messenger RNA from Xiphophorus couchianus (Monterrey platyfish), 2044 nucleotides. RefSeq names its product 3-oxoacyl-[acyl-carrier-protein] reductase FabG. The transcript is spliced from 11 exons. The coding region runs from base 385 to 1827 and encodes 480 amino acids. The record is from RefSeq and is a predicted model, not a curated record. Gene Ontology annotation, molecular function: O-methyltransferase activity; oxidoreductase activity, acting on the CH-OH group of donors, NAD or NADP as acceptor. Lineage: Eukaryota; Metazoa; Chordata; Actinopteri; Cyprinodontiformes; Poeciliidae.